Knipowitschia caucasica is the source of this 2565-nucleotide messenger RNA. NCBI's taxonomy places the organism in Eukaryota, Metazoa, Chordata, Actinopteri, Gobiiformes, Gobiidae. The record is from the annotation of a GenBank genome assembly.
AUGCCGUGUUGUGACCCGUGUGUGAUGCGUGUUGUGACCCGUUGUGAAUCGUACGACUUCUUCUCUCCUCAAGCAGCACAACGCAUCCCCGGAGCUAGCAUGGACACAUCAGCCCCCCGAAGGCAGCACGUUCCUCAUGUCGACCCCACUGUCGUGACCACCCACUCAGACUGGCCCCUCCUCCUCCGCUUGGUCGCACUUAUGCUAACGCAAACGCUUUUUCCCCGGGGGUGGAAUUAUGGCCGUGGACCGUACGUGGUUUAUCUGUGGGGGGGACUGGAGCUGAUUGCGUACGAGCUCAUCAGUGGGAGUUUCCGUGUUCACCUCUUCAGCGGAUGGCGUGAUGCUUUCCGAACGCCGCGGACCGCCCUGAUCCUGGUGCUGCUGGGUUGCUGCCAUGGAGACGUGUCCCCUGGGAGGAUGAUACCGAUCCUGGCAGCGCGAGCAAGAGGGGAGAGGAGAGAAGAGAGUGUUCCCUUCUUCGUACAGAGGGAGAGAGAGGGAGAGAAGAGAGUGUUCCCUUCUUCGUACAGAGGAGAGAGAGGGAGAGAAGAGAGUGUUCCCUUCUUCGUACAGAGGGAGAGAGAGGGAGAGAAGAGAGUGUUCCCUUCUUCGUACAGAGGAGAGAGAGAGGGAGAGAAGAGAGUGUUCCCUUCUUCGUACAGAGGAGAGAGAGGGAGAGAAGAGAGUGUUCCCUUCUUCGUACAGAGGAGAGAGAGAGGGAGAGAAGAGAGUGUUCCCUUCUUCGUACAGAGGAGAGAGAGAGGGAGAGAAGAGAGUGUUCCCUUCUUCGUACAGAGGGAGAGAGAGGGAGAGAAGAGAGUGUUCCCUUCUUCGUACAGAGGGAGAGAGAGGGAGAGAAGAGAGUGUUCCCUUCUUCGUACAGAGGAGAGAGAGAGGGAGAGAAGAGAGUGUUCCCUUCUUCGUACAGAGGAGAGAGAGGGAGAGAAGAGAGUGUUCCCUUCUUCGUACAGAGGAGAGAGAGAGAGAGAGAAGAGAGUGUUCCCUUCUUCGUACAGAGGAGAGAGAGAGGGAGAGAAGAGAGUGUUCCCUUCUUCGUACAGAGGGAGAGAGAGGGAGAGAAGAGAGUGUUCCCUUCUUCGUACAGAGGGAGAGAGAGGGAGAGAAGAGAGUGUUCCCUUCUUCGUACAGAGGGAGAGAGAGGGAGAGAAGAGAGUGUUCCCUUCUUCGUACAGAGGGAGAGAGAGGGAGAGAAGAGAGUGUUCCCUUCUUCGUACAGAGGAGAGAGAGAGGGAGAGAAGAGAGUGUUCCCUUCUUCGUACAGAGGAGAGAGAGAGGGAGAGAAGAGAGUGUUCCCUUCUUCGUACAGAGGAGAGAGAGAGGGAGAGAAGAGAGUGUUCCCUUCUUCGUACAGAGGGAGAGAGAGGGAGAGAAGAGAGUGUUCCCUUCUUCGUACAGAGGGAGAGAGAGGGAGAGAAGAGAGUGUUCCCUUAUUCGUACAGAGGGAGAGAGAGGGAGAGAAGAGAGUGUUCCCUUCUUCGUACAGAGGAGAGAGAGAGGGAGAGAAGAGAGUGUUCCCUUCUUCGUACAGAGGGAGAGAGAGGGAGAGAAGAGAGUGUUCCCUUCUUCGUACAGAGGGAGAGAGAGAGGGAGAGAAGAGAGUGUUCCCUUCUUCGUACAGAGGGAGAGAGAGGGAGAGAAGAGAGUGUUCCCUUCUUCGUACAGAGGAGAGAGAGAGGGAGAGAAGAGAGUGUUCCCUUCUUCGUACAGAGGGAGAGAGAGGGAGAGAAGAGAGUGUUCCCUUCUUCGUACAGAGGGAGAGAGGGAGAGAAGAGUGUUCCCUUCUUCGUACAGAGGGAGAGAGAGGGAGAGAAGAGAGUGUUCCCUUCUUCGUACAGAGGGAGAGAAGAGAGUGUUCCCUUCUUCGUACAGAGGGAGAGAGGGAGAGAAGAGAGUGUUCCCUUCUUCGUACAGAGGGAGAGCGGGAGAGAAGAGAGUGUUCCCUUCUUCGUACAGAGGGAGAGAGAGGGAGAGAAGAGAUACCUGGGUCAGUACCUGGGUCAGUACCUGGGUCAGUACCUGGGUCAGUACCUGGGUCAGUACCUGGGUCAGUACCUGAGUCUGAUGCCACCAGUACCUGGUUGUAAGAGCGCUCACAUCGACCGAUUUCAACUGAUCAUCUCCAUCAUCUCCAUCAUCUCCAUCAUCUUCAUCAUCUCCAUCAUCUCCAUCAUCUCCAUCAUCUCCAUCAUCUUCAUCAUCUCCAUCAUCUCCAUCAUCUCCAUCAUCUCCAUCAUCUUCAUCAUCUCCAUCAUCUCCAUCAUCUCCAUCAUCUUCAUCAUCUCCAUCAUCUCCAUCAUCUCCAUCAUCUUCAUCAUCUCCAUCAUCUCCAUCAUCUCCAUCAUCUCCAUCAUCUUCAUCAUCUCCAUCAUCUCCAUCAUCUCCAUCAUCUCCAUCAUCUUCAUCAUCUCCAUCAUCUCCAUCAUCUCCAUCAUCUUCAUCAUCUCCAUCAUCUCCAUCAUCUCCAUCAUCUUCAUCAUCUCCAUCAUCUCCAUCAUCUCCAUCAUCUCCAUCAUCUUCAUCAUCUCCAUCAUCUACUCUUGA